This is a messenger RNA of Acromyrmex echinatior (Panamanian leafcutter ant), 1184 nucleotides long. RefSeq names its product sugar transporter SWEET1 (gene slv). Gene Ontology annotation, molecular function: sugar transmembrane transporter activity. Gene Ontology annotation, biological process: carbohydrate transport. The record is from RefSeq and is a predicted model, not a curated record. Lineage: Eukaryota; Metazoa; Arthropoda; Insecta; Hymenoptera; Formicidae. Gene Ontology annotation, cellular component: membrane.
AAUCUAGUGCAGGAAUAGAAAACAGAUCAAUAGACUGUAUAGAUUACUAUAAAUUGGUAUAAAUCAGUGAUGCGCUGUUGAAAAUUAUUCCCACACGGGAAUGUUCGUGCCCAUAUCGCCAUUACGAUGUGAAAGCAGCCAAUACAAAACUGUUAAGCUGGAAACACAAUGAAAAGCACAAGCAAUAGGAACAGGGAAUAAGAGAUUUCAACUUAUCAAAAACUAUGAAUAAUAGAAUGGACGCUUUUUGAUAGGUUGAAAUCUUUUAUUUCUUGCCCGUGCUUUUCAUCUUGUUUCCAGCUUUAUUAUUCCCUGUGCCCUAUGUCUAUUGCCUGUGCUAUUGUGUUUAAGCCUUAAUGGCAGCUUAUGCAUACGAACAUUCCCAUGUGAGAAUAUUCCCACGACAGCGUAUCACUAGUUAGACAAGUGUGAUAUGUACGUAUGUACAUAUAUAAUGUGUACUAGAUGAGUUAGAUAAACUAUUAAAUGACAAUUAAUAUGUGGAAGAAAUGUAUAUUUUAAAUUAUGAUUUCAAUGGAGAUUAGAAAUACACUUGCGUUAUCCGCAUCAAUUUGUACUGUUUUACAGUUUCUAGCUGGCGUAUUAGUGUGUAAAAAAUAUAUUAGAAAUGGUUCAACUGGAGAUAGCUCGGGAUUGGCAUUUGUAACAUGUUUUAUGUCUUGUAGUUUGUGGCUAAGAUAUGGAACACUUACUGGAGAUUUGUUCAUUAUAUUUGUAAAUAUAUUUGGAACAAUAUUACAAAUAUGUUAUAUAUUAAUUUAUAUCUUAUAUAACGUAAAAAGAUCAACUACUAUUAAGCAGUUUACAAUAGCGAUUUGUUUGAUUUCGCUUGUAUAUCUGUACAGUAUAUUUCAAAAAAACAGAGUUUUGGCUGAGAAACACAUAGGAUUUCUUAGUUGCAGCUUGACCAUAUUAUUCUUUGCAUCACCAUUAAUAUCACUUGCACAUGUGAUUAGAAUGAAAAGCACAGACAGUUUACCAUUUCCAGUCAUAAUGUCCUCUAUGAUAGUAUCUUGCCAAUGGUUUGCAUAUGGAUGUCUGCUCAGUGAUCAAUUUAUACAAAUACCAAAUUUUAUGGGUUGUAUUUUAUCAGCUUUUCAACUUUCUUUGUUUUUGAUUUACCCAAGUAAACGAACAGAUCAAGCUUACUUUAUAUGAGAACA